AUGGUAACGACGCUCAGCCCGAAGAUGGCGUCCGAGUGGGUUGGAGGAGUGAGUUCCUCGGGUUCAGGCCCGGGCUCGAGCCGUUGGGGCUGGAGUAGUCCUUUGUGGGUCCGAGGCGUUUUACUCUUGUUGGGCGCUGUGCGGGCCAGCGCUACAUCUCUUCCUGUCUCCUUGGACAGUUCACCUCCCUGCCGGCACCACGUCCCCUCUGACACUGAGGUCAUAAAUAAGGUCCAUCUUAAGGCAAAUCAUGUUGUAAAAAGAGAUAUUAAUGAACAUUUAAGAAUCAAGACUGUCUACGAUAAAAGUAUUGAAGAGUUGCUCCCUGAAAAAAGAUACCUUGUUAAGAACAAACUUUUCCCGCAAGCUAUUUCUUAUUUAGAGAAGACUUUUCAGGUUCGCAGACCUGCAGGCACUAUCUUACUUAGCAGACAAUGUGCAACAAACCAAUACCUACGGAAAGAAAAUGAUCCCCAUAGAUACUGUACUGGAGAAUGUGCACAGCAUACAAAAUGUGGCCCAGUUAUAGUGCCUGAAGAGCACCUCCAGCAAUGCAGGGUCUGCCGUGGGGGUAAGUGGCCCUGUGGAGCCGUGGGUGUGCCUGACCAAGAGGGCAUCCAGGAUGCCGACUUUGUUCUCUAUGUUGGUGCUCUGGCCACUGAGAGGUGCAGCCAUGAAAACAUCAUCUCUUAUGCAGCCUAUUGUCAGCAGGAAGCAAAAAUGGACAGGCCAGUAGCAGGAUAUGCUAAUCUGUGUCCAAAUAUGAUCUCUACCCAGCCUCAGGAGUUUAUUGGAAUGUUGUCCACAGUGAAACAUGAGAUUAUUCAUGCUCUGGGUUUCUCUGCUGGGCUGUUUGCAUUCUACCAUGAUAAAGAUGGAAAUCCUCUGACUUCAAGAUUAGCAGAUGGUCUCCCAUAUUUUAAUUAUAGUCUUGGAUUAUAUCAAUGGAGUGAUAAAGUAGUUCAAAAAGUGGAGAGAUCAUGGGAUGUUCGAGAUAACAAGAUAGUUCCUCACACUGUGUAUCUUCUAGUAACACCUCGUGUUGUUGAUGAAGCACGAAAACAUUUUAACUGUCCAAUUCUGGAGGGAAUGGAACUUGAAAAUCAGGGUGGUAUGGGCACUGAGCUCAAUCAUUGGGAAAAGCGUUUGUUAGAGAAUGAAGCAAUGACUGGUUCUCACACCCAGAACCGAGUCCUCUCUCGAAUCACUCUGGCAUUAAUGGAGGACACUGGCUGGUAUAAAGCUAAUUACAGCAUGGCUGAGAAGUUAGACUGGGGCCGAGGAAUGGGCUGUGACUUUGUCAGGAAGAGCUGUAAAUUCUGGAUUGAUCAGCAGAGAAAAGAGAGGCAGACAUUGAGCCCGUACUGUGACACCCUCAGAAGCAAUCCAUUGCAGUUAACUUGCAGACAGGACCAGAGAGCAGUUGCAGUAUGUAAUUUGCAGAAGUUUCCAAAACCUUUGCCUCAAGAGUACCAGUACUUUGAUGCACUCAAUGGAAUACCCGCAGAAGAUUUGCCUUAUUAUGGUGGUUCAGUAGAAAUUGCUGACUACUGCCCUUUCAGUCAGGAAUUCAGUUGGCAUCUAAGUGGUGAAUAUCAGCGCAGCUCAGACUGUAGAAUAUUGGAAAAUCAACCAGACCUUUUUAAAAACUAUGGUGCUGAAAAGUAUGGACCUCAUUCAGUCUGUCUAAUUCAGAAAUCAGCCUUUGUCAUGGAAAAGUGUGAAAGGAAGCUGAGUUACCCGGACUGGGGGAGUGGGUGUUAUCAGGUUUCUUGUUCUCCACAAGGACUAAAGGUUUGGGUCCAGAACACUUCAUAUUUGUGUAGUCGUGCCGGGCAGGUCCUCUUUGUUAGUACUCAGAUGAACGGCUGGAUUCACGACGGAAACCUGCUCUGCCCUGCAUGCUGGGACUUCUGUGAGCUCUGUCCUCCAGAAACAGACCCUCCAGCUGCUAAUGUGACCCGCGCUCUGCCCCUGGAUCUCUGUUCCCGUUCCUCUAGCCUGGUGGUCACCUUCUGGCUUCUGCUAGGCAAUCUAUUUCCUCUGCUGGCUGGAUUCCUUCUGUGUGUGUGGCACUAGGAAUGGAAAAGAGAAUUCUCAAGGCAUUCCUUUGUGUCGUGUUCCUCUGAACAAAGCACAAAAUCUGGGCAAGUGUCAGCCUAUGCAGAUGGGAGAAGUGGCAUUCCUGACUUUGGCUUGAGGUGUUGACCACAAUCAGACUUGAAGCGGAGCUUUACAGCACUCACUCUCCAUCAGCAUCCCAACAGCCUCGGCGGGAGAAGCGGAAGGAAUUCCAAGUCAUCAAGUCUCUUAUUUUUCAGGAUACAUAACCUUCCUGAAAUUUUCUUUUGAAAAUGGGAUAUUGGUGAAAUUUUCAGAGUAUAUACCUCAGCAUUCUCAUUAACCUAAAAUGAUGAGAAAGUUCAUCAAUACUGCAAUAAUUUAAAGAAUAGCAAGAUUAUAAGUUGUUGAUCCUGUCUCCAGAGGUAUAAAUUGUCCUUUGACUUAGAGAAAAUAAUUCAAUUGAGGUUUCUACAUCACUGUUACACCUGUUUUGAAAUAACGGCUAUAUCUGGUACACUUAAAUCAUUAUUUUCAUUGUUCUAAAAUUCUUUUUUGAAUUAUGUUUUACUAAAUCUUAUGAUUUAGCCGUACUUGCCUUUUUAAAACUAGCUAUGUGGUUCAGUUCACUACUGAAUCAUUAUGUAUUGGUAGCCCUCUUCCAGCUGUAUCUCUUACUCAUUGAUCUUCAUAGCUCAGUUUCCUGUGGUCUUCUCCAUUUGUCUAAAUAAUGACUUGAAAAGCUGUAGAAGCAGAGAAAGAAAAGUAAUGUGCCCUGUAGAAGACAUUGAAGACAUGCAAACAGAAGAAAACAUAAAUAUACUUUUCAGAUAAUAGUUAUGACAACUAUAAUUCUACAGAAAUAGAAAAGAAAUUCUGGUAUAGACAAAUAUGCAUUUGUCUUCACAUGGGCUUAGGAAUUGUUUCAGAAGAACUUCUGUCUGAAAAUUAUUUUAUAUGUAAGAAGAAAAAUAAGUCAAAACAAGAUCGUCUGCAUCGUUUACCAAUAGCAAAGUGUGGGUUUGAUGCACAGCCUAUCCAGUAGCGUCCCCUUUCCCAUAUAACACGUGGCUUAAUUCUCAGAAGUUGAAAGAUAGCGUUUGCUUUCAAAGGAGGUGAUGUCCUCGUGACCUCCUGCUUUUGACACUUCUGUUACCGUGUAGAUUCUGGUCCACAGAAGCACUUCUGCUCUGGAUCUCACCAACCCCACUUUACUAAUUAAAUUCUUUAAUGAUGAAUGAUGCCCAGUUUUUCUCUAAAGGUGGUAAGUCCUGUAGCAUCAUAAACACAUCCCUUAGACAAGCAUUCAUUCAUUCAUUCAUUCAUUCAUUGGUUAGCCCUUUAAUUCAUCAGAUAGUUAUCGAGCACUCUAUAUAUGAAAUUGUGCAAACAAGCAAGUAGCAUAAUUACUAAGGAGUACUUCCAGCUGACUGGCACUGGGGUCAAACAGCAACCCCAGUAUAAAGGAAAGUUGCCUGUUUUAAUGCAUAUAUUUUAACUAUGUAUUUAAGCAUGCAGUUUUGAAUUUAAGGUAUUUAUCAUUGUGAAAAGCUGAGGGUCUGUAGCAUAUCCACCUUCAGCUAAAGAGAGGCUAAGGGUCGAAGGUGUUGGGUCAGUGCUCUAUUCCCUGCCCGUGUCAUGUGUACCUUAAAUUGAGCAAGGUCUGAGAAGAGUAUAGAGUAUAUUUUUAAAGAAAAUUAUAGAAAUCUAGACUUGUAUGCCUAUUGUAAUUAUGAAUCAUCCUGCAAAGUUGUAUAAAGAAUUUCACCAAAAGUACUGUGGAUUAAGGAUACAUUUGAGAUUUACAAUGAUAGGUUUGAUUAUAUUUUUGACUGUUGUGCAGUAAUGCCAUUUAGGUAGUAUUGUUUCUGAGCAUGGUGCUUUUUAUACUUGAAAUAUAUUUUUACUUUAUUUUUUAUUGAUACAAUUAUAUUUGCACUAAUGACUUUCUGGAGAAAAUAUUAUAGAUGACAUUUUUUCUAUAUAUAUUUAUUAAGCUUGGAAUCUGGAAGCCCAGUGUUUUCUCUGCACAAAUAUGAAACUUGAUAAAAUAUAUGUUAACAAAUCUUGAAUUUCUGAGGGUAACUAAAUGUGCUGCUGUCUUCCUUUGUCUUCAAGUCUUAAAAGUGAUUGCUUAUCACUGAUUUUCAUAGUUUACUCAGUGAAGACUUGUAAGAAAUUAUAAGAGGCACAUUUUAGUCACUUAGAUUAGGACAUUAUUCUAAAAAAGGCUUAAAAUCUGAGAUUUCAAUGCAGAAAUAGUGGGCUAGAGUUCAGUUUUGAAUUGAAGAAUUAAAAAUGGCAUAACUGUUAGUAUUCUGUGGCAGGUUAUGCCCUUCAUGUUAGCAAAACCAGUUCACUGAGAAAGAGACUGGGCAGGCUGCAGCUGUGGGAGAAGGGAGGUGGGCAGGGGAGGGCAGUGGGGAGUAGCUGGUUUGGGAAUAGGAGGUUAGAGUCCCUUUCUGACUCAGAAGUGUCAAGUGCUUAUAAAAACUGACUACCUCAGUUUUCAGUUCAGACUUAGGUUUAUUUUGAUAGUGUUAAGGUCCCAAUUGUAUCAAGUGACUUUGUCUCUCAGGUUUUCAAGAACAGAAUUUACCGGAAGGAAGCAAAAGCCAUGUCAGUAGACUUGAGCUGACAGCUUUAAAGAAACUGGCAAGCAGUUAGGAGGUUCCCAUGUAAAUCCCUCCAAUAUUCUCCUGAAAAAUGUCCUUGUCCUUUACUUAUUUCUUAAGGAUAGUUAUUUUUGUUAAGACCAAAUAGACACUCUAAAAAUGUUAUAAAUUAUGCUUAAAAUUAGUUUCAGUCUAAUAAGUUGGCUUAAGAUUUUAUCAAUACUUGAAUAUGAAACAUAAAUUAAGUUUAAAUAGUUUUAGGAAGAUAUAUAAAUAAGUGUACUAGAAUAUUCUAUAAAAUUGAGUAUCGAUAUUCUCUUUAAUAUUAGAAGACUCACUGAUUGAAACCAUCUGUAAAAUGACCAGAUGCUUUGUCAGAAUCUUUCCAGCUCUAGUGUUCUAUGACUGUACUCAUCCAGAAUUGCCAGGUCACUGCUGGCUCCGGUCCACCUCUUCUUGGAGUGUGCUGGCUUCCAUGUCACGGUCAUCACAGUGUCGUGUGCUUCAUGCCUUAGCAGUGCCCAUGUCCUUGGGAGCUGAAUGGAGAGAGAGGAGCCUGGCUCUCAGGGCCUUUGAGCAGUCAUGGCAGGUGGAGGCAGACUUCAGUCACAGCCCCACGGGCCUGUUUUAUAAUGGGCCCCAGCCAUUCGUGCCGGGUCCUUACCGCCCAGGGGACUCACAUUUUAAUAAAGUCUGUGCUGCUCAUUCUGAAGAAAGAACUUACCUGAAGGAUGACUGUGUGUGUGUGUGUGUGUGUGUGUGUGUGUGUGUGUGUGUGUGUGUGUGAGAGAGAGAGAGAGAGAGAGAGAUACAUUUAGUGAGGGUUGGAUAGAGUGGUUAAUUAUUGUCUUUUAUGUUUACAUUUUUAAUAGUAAAAUAGAAGAUUUAAAAACUAAUCUAUUUAUGGUAUUGAACAUUAAGUGUAAUAUAUUCCUUGG
Artibeus jamaicensis (Jamaican fruit-eating bat) is the source of this 5614-nucleotide messenger RNA. It is a transcript of the gene LMLN, whose product is annotated as leishmanolysin like peptidase. Gene Ontology annotation, biological process: cell adhesion; proteolysis. The transcript is spliced from 17 exons. The coding region runs from base 1 to 2079 and encodes 692 amino acids. Gene Ontology annotation, cellular component: membrane; cytoplasm. Gene Ontology annotation, molecular function: metalloendopeptidase activity. The record is from RefSeq and is a predicted model, not a curated record. Lineage: Eukaryota; Metazoa; Chordata; Mammalia; Chiroptera; Phyllostomidae.